AUGAAAGCAGGAAAGAAUUGCCGAAGGCUCCUAACAACUAUUCUUCAAGUUUUUUUUGCAAUUAUUCUCAUAAUAUAUCUUAUUGCGAAUACAGUAGUCGAUAUAGGUAGAUCAAACCUUACUUAUACAACGGUAUCUUUUGAAAAUGUCGAUAGUCUUCCACCACCAGCUUUUUCUUUAUGCACAGACAACGUGCAAUACAAUUUUAACUGUACAAUUUAUGGCAAUACCUCGAGAAAUUGCCCCAAUUUAAUCAAAUAUGUGAAUGUUACUGGUGAUAAUUUAUAUAAUGGAUGGUUUACUGGAUGCUAUAUUUUUCAAACAACUACACCACUUUUUCUUGCCAAACCAGCAGUACCACCAAAAAAUUGGACCGCCUUCCAAUCCGCUAUGUUCAUUCAAUAUUCAUUUUUCAAUGCAUCGACAAUUUCCAAGAUGCAAUUUAUGAUAUGGAAUCCAUUCGAUUUGCCAGACAAGGAAGCUUCAGCCAGUGUACUUUCCUCACUCAAGACACCACAAAUAUUAAGUCCUUAUAGCUUAACACAGUUUGAUGCAAACCGUGAACGAGCAUUCACAUUUUUCUGGAAGAGACAUGUGUUUUUAAAUGGAACCAUGAAAUGGCAAGUGGAUUUCCGAUCUGAAAUAGGAGUAGCAUCUAAUGCUUUUGGAACAAAUAAUAGUGCAAUUGGUCUUAUUCAUCUUAAACCAGGAAGUUUUGAAGUGCCUACAACUCGCGAACAACCAUUCCUUCAACCCAUUUCCGUAUUUACCAUGUUUAUUAUUCUCGCAGCUGUUCUAUAUACUACCUACUACGCAUGUUUAGGUGGUAGAGGAAAAUAUCGAAACUACGGUCUUGCUCACAUUAUCACCAGAUAUUUCCCACAGAGACACAUUGAACGCACAAACAGCCGUGCUUUAAAACCAACUGCUGAUGAUAUAUUAAAAGUAUACUUGGACGGUCUUAAUAAA
Molecule: messenger RNA, 969 nt
Organism: Racocetra persica
Lineage: Eukaryota; Fungi; Glomeromycota; Glomeromycetes; Diversisporales; Gigasporaceae
Source: the annotation of a GenBank genome assembly